Molecule: messenger RNA, 5287 nt
Organism: Oryzias melastigma (Indian medaka)
Lineage: Eukaryota; Metazoa; Chordata; Actinopteri; Beloniformes; Adrianichthyidae
Gene: wdr11
Product: WD repeat domain 11
Exons: 29
Coding region: 313-4035 (1240 amino acids)
Cellular component (GO): cytoplasm
Molecular function (GO): protein binding
Source: RefSeq, a predicted model, not a curated record
UCAGGUAGAAAAAAAAAAUCUAAUACAGUUAAAGGAUUCUGCUAAAAUUUUUAGAUGUGACCAUACUUCAACUGUUCAAACAGCUUUUUUGUUAGUGCAGGAUUCAAUACCAUUUAUAUGCAGUGUUAGAAUUGAAACUUCACAUGUGGAACAAAUAUUCGCUGGAUUAUGUUCCUACACGGCGCUUCAUGAAGAAACACAGAUUGCUUCCUGGUAGAAUUUGACAACACAGGCGACGACCCAAAGCUAACUUCUCAAUGCUGCGUUGAUGAAUGACUGCACAUGUAAAAUAAAUCUGUAUUAUUAUCCACAAUGAUUCCUUACACUGUAAACAUUAAACUGGCGGCUCGGACUCUGACCGGAACUCUGAAUUUACAGAAUAAAAGCGCAGUAGAUUGGGGUUGGCAGGGUCUGAUAGCUCAAGGAUGUCAUUCCAGCAUUCUCAUAAUUGACCCAAAAACAGCUCAGACCAUUCAGGUGUUGGAGAGGCACAAGGCCAAUGUAGUUAAGGUGAAAUGGUCCAGGGAAAACUACUACCACAACCUGAGCUCGCCUUACUGUCUGCGGCUGGCAUCAGGAGAUGCAUCGGGGAAGAUCAUCGUGUGGGACGUUGUCAGUGGCACCGCCCACUGUGAGAUCCAGGAGCACUCCAAACCCAUCCAGGACUUGGAUUGGUUGUGGAAUCAGGAUGCGUCUCGUGACCUCCUGCUGGCCGUCCACCCUCCCAACUACAUUGUUCUGUGGAACGGAGACACAGGGACCAAACUUUGGAAGAAGAGCUACGCAGAGAACAUCCUCUCCUUUUCCUUUGACCCCUUUGAUCCAUCUAAUAUGGCCCUGCUGACCAGUGAAGGAAUAGUCUUUAUCACAGACUUUACUCCCUCAAAGCCGCCGGGCAGUGGCGGUAAAAAGGUCUACAUUGCCAGCCCACAUGCAAGCCCCGCCCACACCAAACCUCCACCUGCUGCUACUCCUGCUCCUACAGGAGCAAAGAAGGCUCUAAACAAAGUCAAAGUGCUCAUAACCAAUGAGAAACCCACAGCCGAGGCGGUGACGCUGAACGACUGUCUGCAGCUGUCCUACCUUCCAUCCAAAAGGAACCAUAUGCUGCUGCUUUAUCCCAGAGAGAUUUUAAUCCUGGACCUGGAGCUCAGCCAGACGGUGGGCGUGGUGGCCAUAGAGCGCUCUGGGGUGCCCUUUAUUCAGGUGACCCCCUGCGGUCAGCGGGACGCCCUGUACUGCCUCCAUGAGAACGGCUGCAUCACGCUCCGAGUGUGUCGCUCCACAGCUGCUUCAGAGGAAGCAACAGACCCAGAACAGAGCGUCCAGGAGCUCGUCUACGAUCUGCGCUCUCAGUGCGACGCCAUUCGAGUGACCAAGACGGUGCGGCCGUAUCGCAUGGUCAUCUGCCCCGUUAAUGAGAACAAAGCUGCUCUGAUGGUCAGCGAUGGCAGAGUCAUGCUUUGGGAGCUCAAAGCCCACACUGGCAGGACUUCUGGCAAUCCAAGCUCGGGUCUGUCGCCUCUCUAUUCCCCCGUGGCGUUCUGUGGAGCUCCUCUGGGUCCCAGCCAGAAGAGGAUUCAGGACCUUUCUCUGAACAGCAUGAUUGGUCAAACUUUGAUUGGUGGUGAAGUUCCUGCUCCAUCCUCCAACCAGCAGGAGGUCCAGCUGAAGUUCUUGCUCACCGGCCUCCUGUCCGGCUUGCCACUGCCUCCUUUUGCCAUCCGCAUGUGUCCGCCUCUUACCACCAAGAACAUCAACCACUACCAACCCCUUCUGGCUGCAGGCACCAGCAAUGGUUCCAUACUGGUCUACAACCUGACCAGUGGUCUUCUGCACAAAGAACUCAGCGUUCACUCUUGUGAAGUCAGGGGGAUUGAGUGGGUGAGUCUUACCAGUUUCUUAUCUUUUGCGACGUCGGCUCCGAACAACAUGGGCCUGGUGCGAAAUGAACUACAGCACGUGGACCUUCCAACUGGAAGAUGCUUUGCAUUUAGAGGUGAGCGUGGAAACGACGAGCCUCCCAUUGAGAUGAUUAAAGUGUCUCACCUCAAGCAGUACCUGGUGGUGGUUUUCAGAGAAAAGCCGCUGGAGCUGUGGGAUGUGAGGACCGGAACUCUCCUCAGGGAGAUGGCCAAGAGUUUUCCUACUGUCACUGCACUGGAGUGGUCCCCAUCUCACAACUUGAAAAGCCUGAAGAAAAAGCAAAUGGCGGCACGGGAGGCCAUGGCUCGGCAGACGGUGUCAGAUGCUGAGCAAAGUAACGUGGAAUCCUCAGUCAUCAGUCUCUUACAAGACGCUGAGAGCAAGUCAGAGACGAGCCAGGCCAUCUCGGCUAGGGAGCACUUUGUGUUCACCGAUACGGACGGCCAGGUCUACCACAUCACUGUGGAGGGCAACACGGUGAAAGACGGUGCACGAAUCCCCCCUGAUGGCAGCAUGGGUAGCAUUACCUGCAUUGCCUGGAAAGGUGAUACGCUGGUGCUCGGAGAUGUGGAUGGCAAUCUCAACUUCUGGGAUCUUAAAGCUCGAUUGUCCAGGGGCAUACCGACACAUCGUGGCUGGGUGAAGAAAAUCCGCUUUGCCCCGGGGAAAGGCAACCAAAAGCUGCUGGUCAUGUAUACAGACGGAGCAGAAGUUUGGGACACCAAAGAGGUUCAAAUGGUCAGCAGCAUGCGCAUUGGCCGCAAUGUCAACUACCGUAUUUUGGACAUUGACUGGUGCACGUCAGACAAGGUUGUUCUGGCGUCAGACGACGGAUGCAUCCGAGUGUUGGAGAUGGCCAUGAAGUCUGCGAGCUAUCGCAUGGAUGAGCAGGAUCUGACUGAUCCUGUGUGGUGCCCCUACCUGCUGCUGCCCCGAGCUGCUCUCACCCUCAAGGCCUUCCUCCUCCUGCAGCCCUGGUCAGGAACCUUCACGAUGGACAUCACUCAGGUAGAUUACAAUGAAAAGGUGGAGAUAAAGGGUCUGAUCCAGGAGCAGCUUAACUCCUUAUCUAAUGAUACCAAGAGUGUGCUGCAGGACCCUGAACUCACUCUGCUGCAGCGCUGCCUCCUGGUGUCCCGGCUCUUCGGGGAUGAGUCCGACCUUCACUUCUGGACGGUGGCGUCUCACUACCUCCAGUCCUUUGCGCAGGCUCGUCAGCUGAGUGUGUCCACGGCAGACGGAGGUGACGGAGCUCAGCAGCCGCUUCAGAGCCAUCUGGACAUCUGCUAUGAUGUCUUAUGUGAGAGUUCUUACUUCCAGAAGUUCCAGCUGGAUCGAGUUCACUUGCAGGAGGUGAAACGUUCCAGCUAUGAACACACUAAGAAAUGUGCUGACCAGCUCCUCCUGCUGGGUCAGACGGACAGGGCCGUGCAAUUACUGCUGGAGACCAGCGCGGACAACUCCAGCUACUACUGCGACUCGCUCAAGGCUUGCCUCGUGACCACCAUCACCUCCUCGGGACCCUCACAGUCCACCAUCAAACUCGUGGCCACCAACAUGAUUGCUAAUGGCAAGCUUGCAGAGGGAGUUCAGCUGCUGUGUUUGAUUGACAAGGCAGCGGAUGCGUGCCGCUACUUGCAGACCUACGGGGAGUGGAACCGAGCCGCUUGGCUUGCUAAGGUGCGCUUGAAUCCAGCGGAGGGCUCAGAUGUGCUGAAGCGCUGGGCGGAACACCUGUGCUCCCCGCAGUUCAACCAGAAAUCCAAAGCCAUUCUGCUGCUGCUCUCCCUCGGAUGCUUCUACAAAGUGGGCGAAAUGCUCCACAGCAUGAGGCAGUUCGAUCGAGCCGCCCUCUUCAUCGAAGCUUGUCUAAAAAACGGUGUCAUGGAGGCCAACGAUACUUCCAAUAAGCUGAUCGAGGCUGCAUUCGUGGACUACGCACGGCUGCUGCGCUCCCUGGGCCUGAGGGAGGGCGCUGCCCUGUGGGCGUCCAGGGCCGGCUCCGCUGGGGUCCAGCUGAUGGAGGAGCUGUUCCAAGGAGAAGGGGGCGGGACCGAAGCUCCGCUUGACUACAAGGAGUUUGAUCUUGGAGAAGAGGGCACAGAGUGAUGCAGAUUUUGUGGUGGUGAUGGUGCUGGGGGGUCGGGGUUCACUGAUUAACGGUUAUGAAGGAACAAGGCGUCCAGGAGAGCCUCAUGUCCUCCUGAAGACAGAUAUUCUUUGAGGAGUUACAUGGAUGUGGGAGCAUCCCUGUGUGUGCUGGUGCUCCUGUGUUUAUUAUGCACGGAACAGCCCCAAAAGAAACACAACAGGCUGUUACCAUUACAACACAAUUCUUCUACAUUCUGUUUUUUUUUUUUGUUAAUCUUUGCGGUUAAAUCUUAUUGUGGGUACAAAUCAUUUCUCAGAUCUGCAUCAUUGUAACACGUAUCACCUCCACUCUAAACGAUGGUCUCUCCCUCCUCUAAUACUGAAAAUGUCACCAAGGCAACUCCACGUCUGAAAUCUGAGCACUUUGAUUGAACCAAAAAGACUUUAUAAUGUGAGUAAAAACCUUGAAGUCUGCUGUGACUCUUCACAGAUGAGCAUUAAUUUCAGUUUUCUGAUCAGUAUCUUGUGAGAGCUUCAUUAUGACAGCUAGAUGUUAAUCCAUUCCAGUGAUGUGUGCAGAUCAGUGGAUGUUCCUGUGUCUGUGACGGGUUCCAGUGAUGUUCUGCUCUAUUGUACUUUGAUGUUGAUAAAGUCAGCUCGUUCUCCUGUGUCUUAUGCACUCGUGUGAGACCGGUUCCUGCAGACCCACAGAAAUGGCUUCCUCCUGCUCCUGUGCUCUCUGAACAUAUGCAGAUCAUCAGUGAUUAGUGUGACGUUCAAAGACUCGCCUGACUGCGUGUUUGUUUGGCUUCCGAUGUGUAAAGUUGUCCUGAAGCAACACAGUAACUCCAUUCACAGCAACUUUCAGUGUUUAAGAACUGCUGUUUACCAUCUGGGUUGCAUUUAGCAGCCAUUACCCGUGUUGCCAUGGUAACCCAGCCUGUUUUUUUAGAGUAAUUCGUGUUGUUCCAGUGUUUCACCAAAACACACACACAAAAAAAGGCCACACGGGCCUGCAGAUGAUGCUGCUGUUUCCUCCCUUUUCCUGUCACUUUACAGAAGCAGCUGCUUCCAUGUAACACCUGAUUCCAUAUGUUCCACUUUUUUUUACUAUUUAAAGUUCUAGUGUGUAGACGUGUUUGUUUCUUUGAUUCUACUCGUUGGUGUGCAGCCUUUGUGUUUUUGCAGUCCCCCAAAGGCUUUAAGAUGUGUUACAAAAGAAAAUUAUGUAUGUGUAUAUAUGGAUGGCAAUAAAAUCAAUUUAAUGUUU